AAAAUUUGCAAAUGAAUAUGGUUGUCCUAAAAUGAACUUAGGUACGGCAACCAAUUUUGAUGAUUCCUGGUGACUGCACUGCAUGUGAUGCUGGAAAGUAUUGUAGCCCUGAAGGAACAACUGCAGAUGGACAAAAAGACUGCUCUGCUGGAUAUUGGUGCAAAUCAGGAGCUGAAAUUCCGAACCCUGAAGAUGGCAUUACUGGAGAAUUAUGCCCUAAAGGACAUUAUUGUGUCGCAGGUGAUGGAACACCAAACGCUUGUCCUGAAGGAACAUUCAACAACCAGACUGGUCGACAAUACAUGGCGCAAUGUGAAGACUGCACGGAGGGAUGGUACUGUGAUGAGACUGGAUUAUCAGACCCAAAAGCAAAAUGUGAUCCUGGAUUUUAUUGUCCUGGGAAAGACAAAUCACCGCAAAAGCAACCAAUGUACUGUUGGUCAUUACUGCCCUGAAGGUACCGGAACACCGAAACAGUGCGAUCCAGGAACAUACAGCGUCAACCCUCAAGCUAUAGUGUGUGACCCAUGCCCUGCUGGAUCUUAUUGCAUUGAUGGUCUAAACUUGAUCCCUUGCCCAAUAGGUUACUAUUGUGAAGCAGGCACUGGCUAUGACUGGAAGUCUUGUCCUCCUGGACAAUAUGGACAAUCAACAGGAAUAGAAAACAGCACAGCAUGUGCUGAGUGUGAUGCAGGAAAGUACUGUAAUGAAGCAAAUGCUACUACUACAACAGCUGACUGUGCGGCUGGGUUCUAUUGUGCAAGUGGAAGUGACACUCCAACACCUGAUGGGACAGUUGCGCCAAAUGGUCCAUGCUCUCCUGGAUUCUACUGCCCAGCUGGAACGACCAUUGAGCAACCAUGUCCAGCUGGUAAAUGGUCAAAUAUAUCUGGACUAAAAUCUGAUACUGAAUGUUACGACUGCCCUCCAGGAAAAUACUGUGAACCAGGUCAAACUGAACCAACUGGUAAUUGCUCAGGUGGAUAUUACUGCAUUGGCGGUGCUCAGACUGAUAAGAUCGACCCUGCAGAUGCCACAGGAGGUCCUUGUCCAACUGGUCAAUAUUGUCCAAGUGGAACAGCAAGUCCCUUGGCCUGCCCUGCUGGUACUUAUAAUAACUUGGCUGGACAAGAGAGUUGUACACCAUGUGUGGCUGGAUACUAUUGUCCACAAAACUCAAGUGAUGUUUCUGGUAAGGAUUGUCCACUGGGUCACUAUUGCCCAACUGGUACAACUGAUCCAAAUGAAUUUCCUUGUCCUGCUGGAACUUACAACCCAUUUACCAAGAAGCAAAGUUUAAGAGACUGCAAGCCUUGUGACCCAGGUUAUUACUGUGAGUCCUCAGGGUCUCCAUCUACCACAGCACAAUGUUCUGAAGGAUGGUUCUGCACUUCAUGUGCUUCCACUACUAAGCCUGUUGACCCAACCACAACUGCAGGGUUAAAUGAUACUAGCUGCUUGUGUCCUGUAAAUGAUUCUUUGCCAUCUACCGGAGGAAAAUGUCCUGCUGGCUAUUUCUGCCCAUUGGGUUCGAAUGCACCACAACCAUGCACAGCAGGUGAAUUUUGUGCUACUGAAGAACUUGGAAGUACAACAAGUGGACAAUGUUCAGCUGGUUACUAUUGCAGCGGUGCAAGUCAAUUGUCUGAACCAGUAGAUGGUGUGACUGGUGGUAGUUGCCCGCCUGGUCACUAUUGUAUAGUAGGAACAGCUGUACCAGAGCCAUGCCCUGCAGGAACAUACAGUGGGAUUUCUAAUAAUAAAGAGUUAUCAGACUGCAACACUUGUACUCAAGGUUCAUACUGUGAGGCUGCUGCAACUUCGGAAACUGGUGAUUGUGCCGCAGGAUUUUAUUGCCCACCUGGUCAGAACACAAGUACACCCACUGACUAUGAAUGUCCUGCUGGUUCAUAUUGCCCUGGGAAAAACUCGGAACCCUACGCAUGUCAGAAUGGAACAUACCAAAGUUCGGCUGGACAGACAUCAUGUGAUCCAUGCCCGGAAGGCUACUACUGUGAAGCCAUUGGGAGUUCUAUUGUAGGAGUCAGCGUCCCUGUAGAAUGUCCACAAGGCUACUUUUGCCCAAUAGGAACUUCUUUUUCAACCCAAUAUGGAUGUCCUUUGGGCACUUACGGAAAUAGGACUAAGUUGACUAAAAUGUCACAAUGUACAGAUUGCACUGGCGGAUGGUAUUGUGAUGAAACUGGCCUUCCAGGUCCUGCUGGGCCAUGCAUUAUGGGAUUCUACUGCACACUUGGUGCACAAAUACCAAACCCUACGGAUGGUGUAACAGGGAAUAAAUGCCCGAAAGGAUCAUAUUGUCCCGCACAAACCACUGCCCCAAAAGAUUGCCCAGAUUCUACCUUCAACCCCGAAUUUGGUAUCACAGCAUUCUCAAAAUGCACAGAUUGUACUGGAGGAAAGUAUUGUGAGACUGAUGGACUGAAAGAACCUACCGGAAAUUGCACUGCUGGUUACUAUUGCCCUACAAAAUCACAGUCUUCUACAGCAAACAAAUGUCCUGCUGGAUAUCACUGCCCAGAAGGUUCCGCAGAUCCUCUACCUUGUGAACCUGGUACUUAUACUGAUUCUGAAUUACAAUCUGUAUGCACUGCUUGUACAGAAGGAAAUUUUUGCAAUGGAACAAGUAUUGUGACCUGUCCACAAGGGUCAUACUGUAUACCAGGAUCAAAUAGCCCGACACCAUGUCCUCGUGGCACCUAUGGAGACAGAUCAGGACUAACAGCAGAAAGUCAAUGCAGGCUUUGUGAUCCCGGAAAAUACUGCCCAGAUCUUGGCGCUCUUAAUUUUGCAGAUAAUUGUGCUGCAGGAUACUUCUGUAGGAAUGGAUCCGACUCGAUAACACCUUCUGGAGGAAAUAUUGGUGAUGCUGGAAUAUGCCCUGCUGGUCAUUACUGCCCUCUAGGAACCGGAGAACCAAAUGCUUGCUCCCCUGGUACUUUCAACAACAUGACUCAAAAAUCUCAGCCAUUAGACUGUGUUUUAUGUUCUGCUGGAAUGUAUUGUGAAACCAGUGGUUUGGAUUUCCCCACCGCAGAAUGUGAUGUUGGAUUCUACUGUAUUGAAGGAUCAAGUUCAGCUAGACCACCUGUGGCAACUGCGACAGGUGGACCAUGCCCAGUAGGUUCUUAUUGUCCCCAAGGAAGCAGCAUAAACAAACUGUGUGAAGGAGGAACCUACGCGCCAACAACUAUGAUGGGUGAAUGCCUUGCAUGCCCAGCUGGAUCAUUCUGUGAACCUGGUGCCCACAAUACUACAGAGUGUCCUGUUGGUCAUCACUGUGAACUGAAUUCAACCUUUGCAACUCCAUGCACGAAUGGCACUUAUAAUAAUGAGACAGGAGGUAUGGGACCAGAAGCAUGUCAAUAUUGUUGGCCUGGAUGGUAUUGCCCUGAUCAAGGAAUGGAAUAUCCUGCUAGGCAGUGUGCUCCUGGGUGGUACUGCACCCUUGGUUCAUGGAUGUACGAACCGGUUGUAGUGGGAAGUGGGGCAGAUAUUUUAAGCUGUGUUUGCCCAGUUGCUGAUGGUAUUGGUGGACGAUGUUUAUCAGGAACCUACUGUCCAGAAGGAAGUGCGGCACCACAGAUAUGUGAUCCAGGUUCAUAUUGUGAUUUGGAUGAGUUGGACGCAGUAGCAGGACCAUGUCGAGCCGGUCAUUUUUGUACCAAUGGCAGCACAGAGAUCGCACCAGUUGGUAAAUCGUAUGGUGAUAUAUGUCCAAUGGGUCAUUACUGCCCACAAGGGAGUCCAGCACCAACAGCUUGUGAUGCAGGAUAUUUCUCAGAUGUAGAAGGAAAUGAAAGGGCUGCUGAUUGUCAGAACUGUACUGGUGGCUUUGCUUGUCCAUCUCCUGGUACUGAGACACCAGUUGUCAAAUGCCAAGUUGGUUACUAUUGCGAACCAGGAUCUACAGAAUCAGCACCUUCAACAGCAAAAUGUCCCAGAGGAACUCAAUGCCCUGAACAAAGUCCAUUGUACACACCAUGUUAUUCUGGUACUUACCAACCUGAUGAAGGAAUGGGAAGCUGUUUGGAAUGCGAUGCUGGGAGCUACUGUGACUAUACUGAAGCACUAGCUAGUGGCCAAUUAGGAGUCGUGACCCCUGUUCAAUGUCCACCUGGUUUCUACUGCCCUUCAGGAACAAACUAUUCAUCAGAGUAUCCAUGCCCUGCUGGUACAUACAGCAGCUCACCUGGGCUUACUUCUCAAAGCUGCACUCCAUGUGAUAAAGGUUACUACUGUGAUGUGACUAAUCUAACUAGUGUUGUUGAUCAAUGUUAUCGUGGAUAUUACUGCCCUGAAGGUUCCAGUGAUCCAAGACAGAAUGACUGCAGACAAGGUUACUUCUGUGUACAAGGAUCUUUUGCUGAAGAACCUUGUCCUGCUGGAACAUAUGGAGCAAGUCCCAAACUUGGGUCACAAUCAGAAUGUUCAGAUUGUGAACCUGGACUAUAUUGCCAGGGAACUGGAAAUCCAGAACCCUCUGGUGGUUGUACUGCAGGCUAUUAUUGCUCUGGAAAAUCAUCUGAGCCUUCGCCAGUUGGUAAAUCUUAUGGAGAUAUUUGUCAACCUGGAUAUUAUUGUCCAACUAACAGUAGUACUCAGACAGCAUGCUCACCAGGAACGUUCAAUCCAAACCAACAAAUGACUCAAGCAUCAGAUUGCAAAGUAUGCACACCAGGAUAUUUUUGCAAUGAUAGUGCAUUGAGUGGAAAAUCAGGUCUUUGUUUUCCUGGCUAUUACUGUGAUGGAGGUGCUGUCAAUUCAAAACAACAUGAAUGUCCACCAGGAUCAUUCUGUGUAGAAGGUUCAGCCGCUCCAGAACCAUGUGAAAAUGGAACAUAUUCUAACUACUCUGGAGCAGCAGUCUGUGAUAUAUGUCCUGCUGGUUAUUAUUGUGUGAAUAGAGACAGAGCAGAUCCAUGCCUGCCUGGGCAUUAUUGUCCCGCUGGGACUGGAUCUGAUCUAAGGAAGUGUCCAUCAGGAACAUUCAACCCAACAUAUGGUUUGUCAUCAGAGAGUCAAUGUAGUCAGUGUACAGGCGGAUAUUAUUGUCAAACACCAGGAUUUAGUUCAGAAACUGGGAAAUGUGAUGCUGGAUUUAAUUGUAUUACUGGAGUCGAUACUAAUCAACCAAAUAACGCAACAAAUAAGGGAUCUGGAGAGCCAUGUCCACCUGGCCAUGAAUGUCCUGAUGGUUCAGCAAUUCCAUGUCCUGCUGGAACAUAUGCCAAUAUAGUUGGAAAAUCUUCAUGUGAUCCAUGCUUACAGGGUUUCUAUUGUGAUGGAGCUACUAUCAAUCCGGUAGAAUGUCCACAAGGGCAUUAUUGCCCGGUAGGAACAGAAUUUGACAAACAAUAUCCUUGUCCAUCUGGAUCAUACAAUUCUAAAACAGGUCAAUCAAAUUCCAGCUGUGAGUCUUGUUCAGCUGGAAUGUAUUGUGAAGGAACCGGAAAUAUCGAACCGGAUGGAAAUUGCACUGGUGGUUAUUUUUGCAGCAGCGGGGCUGAUUCUUCUCAACCAGUAACGAAUGGUGAUCCCACUAUUGUUCCCGGGACUCCAUCUUCAGCAAGCAACAUAUCAUGCAGUGGUUAUUAUGAUUGUGUCUGCCCAUUAUUAGCUGAAACAACUGCUGGCAUUUGUGAACCUGGUUACUACUGUCCAUCUGGAACUGACAAACCCAUUCCAUGUGAUGCAGGAUGGUAUUGCCCUAACUAUGGGUUGGAUACACCAUUUGCUAAAUGUAAUGCAGGAUACUUUUGCCUGGCUGGAAGUGCCGUGCCAGAUCAACACAUUUGCCCAGCAGGCCAUUAUUGCAUUGAAGGAAGUCCUUUUGCAUCACCAUGUCCACCGGGAAAAUUCAGUCCAACUGAAAAGAACCUUGAUGCUACAUAUUGUGAAGAUUGUACUCCAGGAUUCUAUUGUAAUGGCGGAGAAGCAAAUGAAACAGCACCAUGCCAAGCUGGAUAUUAUUGUCCAGGGGGUGACAGCUCAUCAAAUUUAGCUUGUUCUAAACACCAUAAAUGUCCAGAAGGUUCAAGUAAUGAAACUGUUUGUAAUGUUGCUAAAUAUCAACCCUCUACAGGACAGCCUGAUUGCUUGGACUGCCCUUCUGGGAGAGAAUGCGAUCCUUAUGAUGGCACACUUGAUGAUGAACCCUGUCCUAUGGGAUAUUAUUGUCUCAAGGGAACAAUUCCACAGGAAUGCCCACUAGGAACUUACAGCAAUCUAACCAGUCGCCAAUUAGAAUCUCAAUGCAAACAAUGUCCUGGAGGAUGGUAUUGUGGCGAUUCACCUUCUAUUCAACCUACUGCGCCGUGCAAUGCUGGUUUUUACUGUUAUGAAGGAGCGAAAGAACCUGAACCUGUUGAUGAUAAUGUUAACCCUAAUAUAACAGCCUAUUACACUGGAAAUGAUAUUUGUCCAGUUGGUCAUUACUGUCCUGCUGGUUCAACUCAACCAAAACCAUGUAAAGCAGGAUCGUUUGCUCAAACACCAGGCCAAACCAAUGAAACUGGUUGUAGUCCCUGCCCUGCUGGAAAAUAUUGUGCAUCGUCUGGUAGGACAGAUGAUGAUGCUCCAGAUUGCAAUGCUGGUUUUGUCUGCUAUGGAGGAAGUACAACAGCUGAACCAACUGAUGGUGUCACAGGAGAACAAUGUCCAAAAGGUUAUCAUUGCCCACAAGGAACUGUUGCUCCGAUUGGAUGUGAACCCGGAACUCACAGCCCUAAUCUUGGAGCUGCAAAUUGUACAACAUGCACAGCAGGAACUCUAUGUUCAUCAUCUAACACAUCUACAGCUGGUCUAUGUGACCCUGGAUACUUCUGCCCGGCUGGUGCUUUGGUGGCUGAACCAUGUCCAGCUGGAACUUACAGAGAUAUACCUGGAGGACAAAAUAGUGGGGAUUGUAUUCUAUGUGAUCCUGGCAAAUAUUGUGAAGGUGUCGGAAAUCCUACAGCUACGGGCGAUUGUGAUGCAGGGUAUCUUUGUGAGAGAGGAAGUUACACAAAAACGCCGAAUGAAGGUCUUAAUGCAACAACUGGCUACUACAACGGUAAAUGUCCAGUAGGUUUAUAUUGUACUUCGGGAGUGACUGCACCCACUGAUUGUCCAUCUGGAAGAAUUCGAAACACUACUGGUGCUGGUGCCGAAUCUGAAUGUCUGCCUUGUGAUCCUGGAUACUACUGUGUGAAUCCUGGAAUAUCAAUACCUACUGGGCCAUGCAAUGCAGGUUACUAUUGUCCAGGCAACACAACUAACAGUGAUCCCAACCAAUUUCCUUGCCCAUCUGGUCAUUUCUGUGAAGUAGGAUCAAGCCAGCCAACACCAUGUCCAACAGGCCAAAAUCAGCCUGCAGAAGGAAGUUCUUUUUGCGAUUUAUGUCCAGCUGGUUAUUAUUGUCAAGAAUCAAACACUGGGAAACAAAUUGAAUGUCCUGCAUAUCAUUUCUGCCCUGAAGGAACACCUAACCCUAUUCUAUGUCCAAAUGGAACUUACACACUUUCAACUGAUUCAAAAUUGGAAGAGUCUGCAGCAUGUUACCCAUGUGAUACUGGGAAGUUUUGCACUGGAGGUCAAAUUCAGGGAGACUGUAACGAAGGUUAUUUCUGUUUAUCUCGGGCAUUUGCACCAGUUUCGGAUGGAGAAGUCGUGAAUAAAACAUUUAAUGUCGAUCAGGCUCCUUGUCCGGAGUUCACAACUUGUGCUGGACAAUGUCCAGCUGGCUUUUAUUGUGGAGUUGGAACUAAAGAUCCUUUACCAUGCCCUGAAAAUACACUCAGAGACACACCAGGUGCAAGCACAAUAAAUGAAUGUGAAUUCUGUCCUCCUGGAAAAUGGUGCCAUGAAGGUGACCCCAUCGCUGACCCGUGUCCUGUUGGUCAUUUCUGUGCUGCUCUCAAUACUACAUGUCCAGGAGGUGCACCAAGUGGUCCACAGCCAUGUCCAUCUUACACAUAUAGAGAUAUUGAAGGUGGAAGCAAUGAAGCAGAUUGCUUUCCUUGUCCUCCAGGUUUCUUAUGUAACGAUACUGGACUUGCCAACUAUUCAAGUACUGCAUGCCAAGCUGGAUUCUACUGCACAGGAGGUGGACAAGCUCCAGAAAUGUGUCCUGGUGGAAAGCAGAUGCCAGAUAUUGGAGCAACAUCCUUAUCUGAUUGUGAUGAUUGUACGGGAGGUUAUUAUUGCCCUGAUCCUGCUGUUACAGGUCAACCAAAUGUUUAUGGACGUCCAUGUGCUGCUGGAGAAGUUUGCCCACCAGGUUCAGUCAACCCAUCACCAUGCCCUGGUGGAUACUACUGUGUUGAAACUACUGCCGUGGCUACAAUCUGUCCAAAAGGAUACUAUUGUCCAGAAAAUUCAUCAACAAUCACAAUUUGUGAAUAUCCCAACUAUUGCCCUCAAGGAUCGCCACAAGAAUGGCCAUGUGAUAUAGGAUGGCAACCUCUGAAUGUAACUGGCCUUAGAGACAGUUUAGGCAAAGCUUGCAGUAUUUGUCCAACAGGAACAUAUAGAAACUCAUCUGAAGAUAGCAAAUGUAUGCCAUGCCCUGCUGGUUAUUUCUGCCCGGAAGGCACAGGAAACUACCAGCCUAAUGUAUGUCCAAUUGGACAUUAUUGCCCAGAAGGCGGUGUGACUUCUACAGGAAGUGUAACUGGUUCACCCAUACCUUGCCCAACAGGUACCUAUGGUCAACAACAAGGUGCUGCAUUCUCUGUAUGUCAGCUGUGUCCUUCUGGCACUUUCAAUCAUUUGGUAGGACAGAGAGCCUGUUUCCCCUGUGGAAGUUCUGCCACAUCCAGAGAAGGAGCUGCUGCUUGUACAUGUCUAGGUGAAAAUCGUGCAUUCCAACAAAGUGAUGGAUCUUGUGUUUGCUUGGAUGGAUACAUCUAUUAUAACGAAGCUGAUUCUGUUGAUGCUGAUGGUAACUCUGACUUGUCUUGUCAACCCAAAGUCGACACCAGAUGUGCAACAGGAGAAAUACGAUUGGCCACUGACAGAUCUUGCGUCACAACGGACUAUGAUUGUACACCAGCUUGUGGAAGUACAGGAGGAACACUGAAUUCUGAUCUUGGAAAAUGUAUCUGUGAUACAACUGCUGUUCCUGAGGAAUUUGAAUGCUCCGUUGGAUGCAUAACUGUCACAUCAGUUGUUGAUUCUACAACAGCAGAUCUCAGAAUGACCAUCACAACAGUGGCCGAUGGUAGUUCAGUCACACAAGUAGUUCCCAAUGUUUUCGGACCCAUCGGAAGAUUUUCUGGGACUGCAACAACCAAGAAUGUCCAGACAACAAGUGCCGGUGUCUAUGGAAUCCUCCAGACAAGCCAAGAACUAAUGCAAAGUGCUAUAGACGGUACAUUAGUCACAGAAACUAAUGACUUGUAUGGUUCAAGUAGUAGAAGAAGAAGGGAAGUUUAUAAUGAAGAAGAAGAACUAAGCAUUAUGUCAUCUUACAUUGGAAGAAGACUUCUACAAACAACUUCUAAUUCAACUGACGCUGCAACGACUGUGGCUACAACAUCAACACCUGCCCUUCCUAUUAUUCCAAAUGCUCUAGUUUGCAUGCAGACCAAUGAAAUGUUGAUGUUCGGAAUUCAAAUCAACGCAGCCAACAGAACAUUGUCAAACUAUCCUGUUUAUGUCCUCAACCAUUUGUACAACAGUAACCCUAUAUUUGAUUAUGGAGCUUUCAGACAACUGAGAGAAUACCUGAUUUCAUCAAAUCUUGACAUCAAGAAUUUCGCUCACAUUUUCACUGAAUCUGGCAUCUAUGUUUUUGCUGACUCACAAAAUCCAGAACAACAGAUUAUUGUCAAUGUACUUGAACAAGGCCUUCUAUGUGAUGAAACGAAAUCAGCGAUUUAUCCAGCAACUGCAACAACAUUCUCAACUCUGGGUGUGGCUAAAUCUUCUCCACCAAAUCUGGCUCCUGAUUGGGCUGUGAUUAUAGCAUUCAUGGCCCUCUGUCUCUUCUUGGUUCUUGCCUUGUUUAUCGCUGUACUGGUUUGGAGACCAAGAGAUGCAGGCAUAUACCCAAUGAGAUUAUGGAAUCCCAAGUACAGAAGUUUAGGUGAACCAUACAUACCUCCCUACAAGAUGCCUUAUGCUUUGGAAGACGAUAGAAGAAAGGGCCUUGGGUACGUCAGAGACAGGGGAGAAGCAGAGGGUGCUGAAGCCACUGUUAUUAAAGACGAAAGCCUCCUAGAAGACUUCAAUGUAAAAACACUCUAUGAUAAAUUAGAAGAUCAGAAUUUGUAUCUGGCUUCCCAGCUCACUAAGCAUCAAGAUGAAUUGAGAGGAUUUUAUGAGAGAAUCAACAAUCAAACUGAGGGAUUAAAAACAAUGCUUCAUAAUCUUGAUGUGUCUCGGUUAGAAGCAGCAGAAAGAGAUCGUAGUAUCUUUGCCACUGGCACAGAUGAUGCUGGGCCGACUGUUGUGAACGCUUCUGUCCAAAUGAGUAAACCUGGCAGAGACAUCAGACUUGCAGGAAGUUCCAGUAGAGAGAAGGAACUUAUGUUGGCUGUUCAUGAUCUCAUUGAGAAACUCAAUAAAGGAAAGGUACCAAUAUCUGAUGACAUGCUACAAGAUGCAAGAAAGAGAUGGCAAGGUAAAGGUGGAUCUGGUGUGGAUGCAUAUGCACAAAUUGCAAAAGCUACACACUUGACAUCCGGCACAGAAGCAUUCAAGGCACAAGGUCAAGCAGAUUUAUUGAAAAGUCAGCAUAUUGAAAGACUUGACUUGGACAAGAGCUUACUGGAAGAUGAGAAACAAGCUCUGGAUGAUUUAGCUAAACAACAUGAUCAAAAACAUGAAAAGACUUUAGAUAAACUUGCACAAAAAUUGGCUUUCAAAUUAGAAGGAGAGUUAUCUGAAAAAGAGGUGAACGCUAUAAUGGAAGCUCAUGAGAAAGAUUUAGAAUCCGCGUUGAAUGCAAUGGCAAAUGAAAGAGAGAGACAAAUGAGAGAACUCAGAGAACAACUUGCUGCUAAGAGGAAAGAAAGAGAAAAGCAAUUAAAUAAUGUUCACAAAGAACAAUGCAAUAAUGCUGGAGUGCCAGAGUUUGAAGGCGAAGAGAAAGAUGCCAAUGAUCUGGAACUUACCGAAAAAGAAUUGGAAGAAGCCCUGGCCUCAGAGAGAGCAGCAAAUGCACGAGAGAAUGAAAAGAUUGACAGAGAACUGAAUGGAGAUGAGAGAAAUCAACUUUCUAGCACUGUGGAUGAUGCUCUUGACUCACUUGUAGAAAGUGGAUUAAUCACAGAUGAAGUUCGUGAAAUGAUCAAAAAACAGAAACUUGACAGAGAACAAGCUUUGAAAGAAAAAAUGGACAAGAAAAGAAACACACAGAUGAGUGCAAUGAAACGUAAAAUGGCUGAAAGAAAGAAAAGAAGAAUGCAGGAACUCAAAGAUAAACAAGAAAAAGAAAAAUUGGAGUUUGGUGUCACUCCAGAGCUUGAAGCUCGCCAUGCAGCAGAAGUUUCAGCAUUGGUUGCUGAUCUGGAUGCGGAAGCAGCUCAAAUGGAAGAACAAGUUUCUAAAUCAAUAGAAAAUGAGCAUAAACAGGCAUUACAAGAAUUACAUAAAGAAAUCCUUGGAGAGCUAUCAAGCAAGCACUCACUCGAUGCGGUUGCACAACAAGAACUUCUGGAUAAAUACAGAAGAGAAGCAGAAAACUUCCAACAUGUUAUGGAUUUGAGGAAAAAUCAACAACAGCAACAAUUGAAGGCAAGACUUGCUGCAAAGAGAGCUCGCAAAGCAGCAGAAGCUUUGAGAAAGGCAGAAGAAAGAGGUGAAAAACAUCUCGAAAAUGAAGAGAAAUUAAGACUGGAAAAAUUGAAGCAAUAUCAGGAGGAAGAACAAAAGAGACUUGAUGAAGAGGAUGGCCUUGUUAUUCCAGAAAUAAAACCUGAGGAAAAUUAUGAAGAACAGGCCCUUGUCAAAGAGCAACAGAACCAACUUGUGGAGAUGGAAGCUGAGCAAGCCAGUGAAGGUGAAAGGUUAUCCAGUGAUUUGGACAAACAAUCUAAGCAAGAGGAAGCUGAAUUAGAAAGAAAACUCAAAGAAGAAAUGGACAAGAUGUUGAGAGAAAAGAAAAAUAAACAAGAAACAGAAGCCAGGGCGAGAACUGAUCUUACAGAUGAAAAGAUGCAACAGCUUCUUGCUGCCCAUCAACAAGAGCUUGAAGAUCUUGAAAGGAAAACUUCAGUUGAGCAAAACCGCCAGAGAGUUGCAUUGAGAGAUAAACUUGCUGCUAGAAGACAACGUAAGAUGAAUGGUCUUCGUUCUCGUCAAGAAAUUGAGAAAGAACAAGAAGAAAUUGCACAAAAGAAAGAAUUGGCCCAAGUCAAGGCUAAGACUAUGAAAGAAGCGGAACGUAAAGCAAUGAUUGAAGGAAUUCAGCAGAAUGGAGCUGGAUCAAGUGAAAGAGUGAUUCAGAGAGUAUUGGAGAAAAGGCACAAAGAGGAGCUGAGAAAUCUUGAAGAUGAAUUCGCACUUCGCAAGAAGAUGUUGAUUGCUCAAGCAUUGAAUGCAUUAAAAGAUGAAUAUAAUGCAAAGAGAGAAGCAAUGUUAAAACGACAUGAAGAGGAACUUGAUCUUCUCAAAAAACAAGGAUAUUCUCCUGAAGAAUUGGAACGAAAAACGAAUGAGUUGAAAGAAAAACAAGCAAAAGAACUUAAUGACAUCGACGAAUCUCAUGCCAAGAAACUGAAGGAAGCAAAAUCUGGAGCUCUGUCUGACUGGGAACUGGAAUAUGCUCAAGCUAAACUCAAAUUGAAAGAACAACAUUAUCAGGAAUUUGCUGAAGCCCUGAGGGAUUUUGCUCCAAGUGCUUCACAGCAGCAAACAGCUGAACAGAUAGAGGAGACAGCACGAAGAUUGGAAGAAACAAAAGCAAGACUUGAGCAGGAACAAAAAGAAGCGCAAGAAAAACUUGCCAAAGAACGAGAUGAAUGGGAAAAAGCAAAAAAACGGCUGAAGAAGGAAAUGGCAGAAUUCGAGAAAGAACUAGAGAAGGAAACGAAGAAAGAAAAAGAACAAGCUGAAAAGGCAGUCUCCAAUUUGAACAAAAGAAAAGAAAAACUUUUGAAGGACAAACGUAACAAGAUGAAGGAAGAUAUUGAAAGAGCUUCAGCUGCUGGUGCAAGUGAAGAAGAAAUUGGAAAAAUAAUGCAACAGCACGAGAAAGAAGUUGAGCAAUUGUCCAACAAAAUGGAUGCAGAAAUGAGAAUGCAAGGUAAACUUGCGGAAAGACUAAAGAAAAGAAGGAAUGAAAAGUUACAGACCAAGAAAGCAGAGAUCAAAACUAAAGGCGCUGAGGCAAGAAAAGAAAUUGAAAAUGAACAAGAGGAAAUUCAAAAAAUAAGAGAAAAACAGUGUCAUAUUCAUGAUUUUAAUAAAAGCCCACCUCCUAAACACAAUCUAAAUGCAGAUGAUGAUGCUCGUGCGCUGGAUGAAGCAACAUUUGCACUUGAUCAUGUUUCAAGUUCAAGCUCUUCUUCUUCUUCAUCUUCUUCAUCAUCUUCCUCCUCCAGUUCAUCAAGCUCAAAGUCAUCUCGCAGACAAUCUUUGAAACAAGAAGAAAUUCUAACUCAAAGAGAAUUUGAUCCAUCUCUUCAAACCUUUGAUCCUUCUGUACUUGCUGCUGCUGGAAUGUUGCAGGGACAAUAUGCAAUGUCUGCACCACUGAGUGAAGAAGAAUUGAACAAGUUGUUGAUGGCUUCCCCACUGUAUCAGACAUUACAAGAAAUUCGUGACAAUUUAUCUUCUGAGAAAUUGAAAAAUGAUGCAAACCUCAUAUCUGGAGAAUUUGUUGGACCAGAUGUCAACAGUUCUGAUACAACAUUGAUACCUACGCCUUUAUCCUCACUGAACGCCAGAGAUCUCAUUGUAUACAAGUUUGGUACAUUCAUACUGAAACUGCUUCGCACUCAUUGUAACUAUCCACCAACUAAUUUACUUGUUGCUGAGAAAGUACCUGCACAACCUGAACUGAAGAAUAAUGCUUUUAGAGGAUCGUUCUGCUUUGAUGAAGGCAAUGGUAUUCUUUAUGUCAAACUUGCUCGUCUUCGCGAAGAGUCCGUCGGUAGAUUUGUGAUGUUACUCGUACACUCGAUGUCUCACAUUGCAUCAGAGAAUCUCAAUGAUGACGCAGAUCCAAGAUUCAUGUCAGAAUUUUAUAAAGGACUUGCAACGUUGUGUGAUGAUUUAUUCUUCUCAAGGUACAAAGGUGGAAAGCCGAAUGAUGUCAAUCAAGGAUCCAAAGCACAUGUUCCCGAAAUUGAAAUCAGUCAAGAUCUGUUAGACAUCAGGUUACCUGAACAAGCAAAGAGAAGAGGGCUAUAUCCUGUAACAGAUGAAAAACAGGCUUUCACUCAGAGAGCUAUUGAGAAAAGACUUGCUAAAUAUGAUAAAACUGGCAUCGGUGGGAAAGUUAGAAGUGAACUUGGAGACAUAGAACAAAAAAUGUUGGAGGCCCGUGAUGAAGGAACUUUGGAUGAUAUUGAUCAACGAUUAUCAAAACUGAUGCCAGAUAUUGGACCAACUAACUUAUCAAGUGAUAAAUAUGAAAAUCAUUUUGAUCAUCCGAUACAAGAAGACAAUGAAUUCGAUAAACUCACAAUGGAAUUCUCAUCUUUGACUCGUGAAGUCAGUGAUAUUAGAGAACAGCCCCAUGCCAAUGGAAAAGACCAAGAAACAUUGAGAAAUAAAUUGAAUAAUGUUGAAAUUAAAUUGUCAGCUGUACAGCAAAAGUUGAAAGAAUCAAGUUAA
Styela clava is the source of this 14787-nucleotide messenger RNA. Lineage: Eukaryota; Metazoa; Chordata; Ascidiacea; Stolidobranchia; Styelidae. The record is from RefSeq and is a predicted model, not a curated record.